AUGGGAACGGGCUCCUCCAGCUAUCGGCCCAAGGCCAUCUAUUUGGACAUCGAUGGACGCAUUCAGAAGGUGGUCUUCAGCAAGUAUUGCAACUCCAGCGACAUUAUGGACCUGUUCUGCAUCGCCACCGGCCUGCCUCGGAACACGACCAUCUCCCUCCUGACCACAGAUGACGCCAUGGUCUCCAUCGACCCCACCAUGCCUGCCAAUUCGGAACGGACUCCCUACAAAGUGAGACCUGUGGCCAUCAAGCAGCUCUCUGAGAAAGAAGAAUUGAUCCAGAGCGUGCUGACCCAGGUGGCAGAGCAGUUCUCAAGAGCGUUUAAAAUCAACGACCUGAAAGCUGAGGUUGCACAUCACUUGGCAGUGCUAGAGAAGCGCGUCGAACUGGAAGGACUGAAAGUGGUGGAGGUUGAGAAAUGCAAGAGUGACAUUAAAAAGAUGAGGGACGAGCUGGCAGCCAGAAGCAACAGGACCAGCUGUCCCUGUAAGUACAGUUUUUUGGAUAACAGCAAGAAGUUGACGUCUCGACGCGAUGUCCCCGCUUAUCCCAAGUACCUGCUGUCCCCUGAGACCGUAGACGCCCUGCGGAAGCCCACCUUCGACGUCUGGCUCUGGGAGCCCAAUGAGAUGCUGAGCUGCUUAGAGCACAUGUACCAUGACCUCGGCCUGGUCAGAGAUUUUGGCAUCAACCCCAUCACCCUCAAGAGGUGGCUGCUCUGCGUGCACGACAACUACCGUAACAACCCUUUCCACAACUUCCGUCACUGCUUCUGCGUCACCCAGAUGAUGUACAGCAUGACCUGGCUCUGCGGGCUGCAGGAGAAAUUUUCCCAAAUGGAUAUCUUGAUCUUAAUGACAGCAGCCAUCUGCCAUGAUUUGGAUCAUCCAGGCUACAACAACACGUACCAGAUCAAUGCCCGCACGGAGCUGGCCAUCCGCUACAAUGACAUCUCGCCCCUGGAGAACCACCACUGUGCCGUGGCCUUCCAGAUCCUCAGCCAGCCCGAGUGUAACAUCUUCUCCAGCGUGCCGGCGGAGGGCUUCAAGCAGAUCAGACAGGGGGUGAUCACGUUAAUCCUGGCCACUGACAUGGCGAGGCACGCGGAAAUUAUGGAUUCUUUCAAAGAAAAAAUGGAGAACUUCGACUACAGCAAUGAGGAGCACAUGACCCUGCUGAAGAUGAUCCUGAUAAAAUGCUGUGACAUCUCUAACGAGGUCCGUCCGAUGGAGGUGGCGGAACCCUGGGUGGACUGUUUAUUAGAGGAGUAUUUCAUGCAGAGCGACCGCGAGAAGUCGGAGGGCCUUCCCGUGGCCCCUUUCAUGGACCGGGACAAAGUGACCAAGGCCACGGCCCAGACCGGGUUCAUCAGCUUUGUGCUGAUCCCGAUGUUCGAAACGGUGACCAAGCUCUUCCCUGCGGUGGAGGAGCUCAUGCUGCAGCCCCUGUGGGAAUCCAGAGACCGCUACGAGGAGCUGAAGCAAAUGGACAACGCCAUGAAGGAGAAGACUGAGAGUCUGACACCUGAGAGCACCACGUCAAGAGAGAAAAGCAGAGAUGGGGGAAAACGUGAAGGAUCCAAGCCAGGCUCCCACACUCCCCCGGGUUGCCAGGUCCCCACUCACCUCCACACUGAGGCUGUCCCCAGUCCACCCAUCCGUAGUGGACGUGACGCCUUGGAAGG
Molecule: messenger RNA, 1685 nt
Organism: Lipotes vexillifer (Yangtze River dolphin)
Lineage: Eukaryota; Metazoa; Chordata; Mammalia; Artiodactyla; Lipotidae
Gene: PDE9A
Product: phosphodiesterase 9A
Exons: 19
Biological process (GO): signal transduction
Molecular function (GO): 3',5'-cyclic-nucleotide phosphodiesterase activity
Source: RefSeq, a predicted model, not a curated record